Coniosporium apollinis CBS 100218 is the source of this 1116-nucleotide messenger RNA. RefSeq lists its product as uncharacterized. Gene Ontology annotation, cellular component: nucleus. The record is from RefSeq and is a predicted model, not a curated record. NCBI's taxonomy places the organism in Eukaryota, Fungi, Ascomycota, Dothideomycetes. The coding region runs from base 1 to 1116 and encodes 371 amino acids. The transcript is spliced from 3 exons. Gene Ontology annotation, biological process: poly(A)+ mRNA export from nucleus.
AUGGAGGACCUCCCAGUCCCAGACACCACACCCCCUCGCUCCCCACUCCCCGAAGCUGGCAACGACCCCGACGACCCCCUUCGUCCAGAAACCGAUGAAGAGAACUCCACUCCCAACCCGCCUCUCGCCGCGCCGACCAUGGAUAUGGAAGCCACCGAAGACCAAGUCGAGCAGGACGGCUUAUCCGACAACGAGUCCGUGCUCUCCGAAGUCGACGAAGCGCAGUUCGAGGACUUCGACCCCGCGAACAUUGCUAUCGAGGAUCGGCCGGCUAUCGCGGUCGAUGACUCAAAUGUAGGGCUCAUCGGGGUGCACAAGCGGAAGCGGACGGAGGAGGGGGAGGGCGGGAAGAAGAAGAGGAAGGAGGCGAGGAGGGAAAAGCCGAAGAAGAACAAGAAGAGGAGGGAGGAUGACGAUGACGCGUUCAGUGGUGGGGAGGAGAUCGAGGGGAAGAGGGUCAGGAAGAGGAAGGAGGGCGGCGAGAAGAAGGAGAGGGCGAAGGCGAGGAGGGCAUCGCCGAUUGAGGACGACGAGAGCUUGACCCCGGAAGAGCGCCGAAAACGGGCGCUUGAUAGGGCUAUGGACGAAGCACUUCGGAAUCCAAACAAGCGGAGGCGCAAGGCGGACGGUAUUGAUCUCGACGGAAUGCAAGACGCUGAGAUCGAGGAAAUGCGCGUCCGCAUGACCGAAGCAGCCAAAGCCGACAACAACGCGCGCAAAGAAGGCAAAAUCGUCGUGCAAAAGCUCAAGCUUCUCCCAGAAGUCGUCAGCCUCCUAAACCGCAACAACAUCGCCAACAACCUCGUAGAUCCCGAGACCAAUCUCCUCGAAGCCGUCCGCUUCUUCCUGGAGCCGCUCGAGGAUGGCAGCAUGCCGGCCUACAACAUCCAGCGCGAGCUCUUCGCCGCGCUGGGUAGGCUGCCCAUCACCAAGGAAACCCUCAGCUCCAGCGGAGUUGGCAGAGUUGUCCUCUUCUACACCAAGAGCCCCCGCGUCGAGCCGGCCAUCAAGCGGCAAGCGGACAAGCUGCUCGCGGACUGGAGCCGGCCGAUCCUCAAGCGCACGGACGAUUGGCGCAAGCGUGAAGUUGCUGAGGCGGACUACGAUCCCACGUAA